Molecule: messenger RNA, 938 nt
Organism: Peromyscus eremicus (cactus mouse)
Lineage: Eukaryota; Metazoa; Chordata; Mammalia; Rodentia; Cricetidae
Gene: Iah1
Product: isoamyl acetate hydrolyzing esterase 1 (putative)
Exons: 6
Coding region: 53-802 (249 amino acids)
Molecular function (GO): hydrolase activity, acting on ester bonds
Source: RefSeq, a predicted model, not a curated record
CCCCGCUGCCUCCACAUCCGGCGCGGACCGGCUGUUCCGAGCCCGGGCCUCCAUGGCGCUGUGCGAGCGGGCGGCCAGCGGGAGCUCUCUGAUCUGGCCUCGCGUGCUGCUCUUCGGGGACUCCAUCACGCAGUUUUCUUUCCAGCAGGGUGGAUGGGGCGCAUUGCUGGCCGAUCGACUUGUCAGAAAAUGUGACGUUCUGAAUCGUGGAUUUUCAGGGUACAAUACCAGAUGGGCCAAGAUUAUCCUCCCAAGAUUAAUUAGGAAAGGGAGCGGUACGGACAACCCCGUGGCGGUUACAAUUUUCUUCGGUGCCAAUGACUGUUCACUCAAAGAUGAGAACCCCAAGCAGCACGUGCCCUUGGAGGAGUACCGUGCUAACUUGACAGACAUGGUGCAGUACUUGAGGUCUGUGGACAUCCCCGGGGAGCGGAUCAUUCUCAUCACCCCGCCCCCGCUGUGCGAAGCCGCCUGGGAGAAGGAGUGCGUCCUGAAAGGUUGCAAAUUAAAUCGCCUGAACUCGGUUGCCGGUGAAUAUGCGAAUGCGUGUCUAACAGUAGCCAGAGACUGUGGGACUGAUGUCCUUGACCUGUGGACCCUGAUGCAGAAGGACAAGCAGGACUUCUCAUCUUAUUUAUCAGAUGGCCUGCAUUUAUCACCAAUGGGAAACGAGUUUCUGUUCUUAAACCUCUGGCCGCUGCUGGACAAGAAGGUCUCCUCUCUGCCGUGGCUGCUUCCUUACUGGAAGGAUGUAGAGGAAGCAAAGCCUGAGCUGAGUCUGCUGGGGGACGGAGACCAUUAGUCGGCCUGGGAAACCCUCCCAGGAAGGAGUGGUUCAUGGUGCCACUGGCUGGUAAUUCACAAACAUUUCAAGAAUAACUUCAUGUACAUAACCUCAAGUUGGUAAUUCAGUUGAUUAAACAUUUUUUCAAGAUUAA